GCCUCACAAUUGUAGAUGUUGCAGUCUGGACUGCUCUUGCUGGUAAAAUUUAUGCAAUUCUAUUAUUGAGCUUCUUUAUAUCGAUGAUCCUUGAUGUGGUCUCGACUUUUUUUUUUCCAAAGGACUUCUUUUCGUGAAAGAGAUUACUCAUGUUUUCAAUGUGUAUUAUAGCUUGCCUUUGAUUGCUAUGUCUUUUCUAUAUAAAUCAUGGCACACAAGUGUUCUACUUCUCAGAGAAUAUAUGUUCUUUUAUUUCUAUUACAGGAGCUGGUCUGAGAUGGGAAAGUUUAAGGAAAUGUUCUUUUAUAUUCUCCCAAAUUGUAUAUUAUCCAAUUCGAAGCUAAGUUUCCUAUCCCAUCUCUUUUCUAUUGAUGAUAGUGUAAGAAAGAUAUCAGAACUUAACAUCUAUCAUUGAGCUUGCCAUGGCUAUCUUGUUCAUCUAUUUAUGACAAUAGUGGGCUAAGGUUUUUCCCAUAUUCUGUGUGUAUGCUAUUUGUUCAUCUAUUUGAAAGAAUUGAAGACAAGGUUUACCUUGAAGUCUGGUAGAGUAAUGAAUGAAGGCCCUCUUACUUUUCGGCUGUUGAAGUAUUACAUGAACUGAAACUUGAAGUUUCUGGUAGCAGGUAGAUCAAUUUACUUCCCUGGUGAAUAAGGAAUGAAUAAGGGUGUGUGUUGGCUGAAAUGUUAAAGAGUGUAGGGUGGUUGGCUGAAGACUUGAGUACCUACGAAAUGGUACAAUGUUGGGUGGCUGAUUUGAGCCCUUUGUGUACUAUGGUAUGGCUGGAGUAUGGGGUAGCUCAGCUGGUGUCUGGUGAGGCAGAGCUACCGUGAAGAAUAUAUGCAGCGAGGCAGACAAAAUAAUUCAGAUUGGUAAUUUGAAGCACCUCUUUCAAAUGCUAAUUAGUGUUUCUGAUUUUGCUGCAGGUUAUUUCGGAGAAGAACAGGAAAGAGAUCUCCAAGUACAGGCUAUUUUGGAGAAGAACAGGUGCCCCAAGUGCGUAGAACUAAAGCUUCGCCGUGAAGGUGCUGCUUUCUGUUCCCAAGAGUGUUUCAAGGCAUCCUGGAGUUCCCAUAAAUCUGUUCACUUGAAUGCAAAAUCUUCUUUAAUUGCAUCUGAAAGUUAUAGUGAACAGAACUUGGGUCUGCCGGGUGACGGCUGGCUCUACUGCUUGAUAGAAGGACAAGCACAGACACCAAAACUUCCACAUUUUGACUGGUUUUAAUUUAUGUUUGUCCCAACUACAAAAUUUAUGUUUAAUUUUUUUAUCAUUUUAAUUACCUCUAACCCCAAAAAUAAAACAAUGCUUGUCCCAACUACAAAAUUUAUGUUUAAUUUUUUUAUCUGGUUUAUUUCUCUGUCCUUUUCAGGCCAUUAAGACCAUAUCCAAUAUCACAGAAACGUAUAGUACCUACUCAUAUUGAUCAACCUGACAAUUAGUUUGAAUGUUAAGAUACUUUAGCAAUAUACAAGGUGUGGUUACUUUUUGUUUGGCUGUGUAAUUCUCUAUGUUUAAUCAUAUAUGAUUUUGUGGUUGAUAUUUCCUGAUACUCAUGAUAAAUAGUUAUUUGGAUCAUAUAUUCUCGUCUUGUUUCAUUUUCCAGUUUGAAUUGC
Messenger RNA from Salvia miltiorrhiza (redroot sage), 1612 nucleotides. Its product is annotated as methionine aminopeptidase 1A-like. The record is from RefSeq and is a predicted model, not a curated record. Lineage: Eukaryota; Viridiplantae; Streptophyta; Magnoliopsida; Lamiales; Lamiaceae. Bases 894 to 1223 code for a protein of 109 amino acids. The transcript is spliced from 3 exons.